Zea mays is the source of this 1287-nucleotide messenger RNA. Its product is annotated as TMV-MP30 binding protein 2C. Gene Ontology annotation, biological process: plasmodesmata-mediated intercellular transport. NCBI's taxonomy places the organism in Eukaryota, Viridiplantae, Streptophyta, Magnoliopsida, Poales, Poaceae. The coding region runs from base 189 to 1118 and encodes 309 amino acids. The transcript has 5 exons. The record is from RefSeq and is marked validated. Gene Ontology annotation, molecular function: microtubule binding.
CAAGCCCGCGGGGCCGACCCGGUCGGCAUCCGAACCCAACGCCUCUGAGAGCCUUAAACCCCGACCCGAGCCUGUCAGACUGACAUCGCUCGACCAUUUUCCCAUUUCCAUUCCCAUCCCAAUUCCCAGCGGUUUCAUUUCCACCUCCUCCUUUUCCAAUUUCGACUCGAUUCGAAACAGGAUACCAAAUGCAUGAUCGAUCCCACAAGCCGCAGCCGGCGGAGGCCGGCAACGGCGGGCCGGCUGGCGAGGGCGGCGGCGGGAACGUGGAUCGGGUGCUCUUCAAGAACCUCGUCGAGAUGGUGCCGCUCGUCGAGUCGCUCAUGGACCGGAGGGUCAACCCGGCAUACUCGCGUCGCGCUUCGCUGGUCUACACGCCGGCGCCGCCCAAGAAGGCAAGCGAUUUGAAAAGUGUCAAAUUGCCACAGAGCGUAUCAGCCAAAAAGCGGAGAGACCCUGGUGAUAUAGCCAAGAAGAGCACCCCAGAUUCUAACGGCGACAACGGUUCAGUUGUGCCAUUAUCUCUGUCAGGUGCUGAAAAUAUGCCCAAGGAUGAGGUUGCUGUGCUAAGCGAGCAGAUCAAUGACCUACAAAAGAAGCUGCUUGAGAAGGAGGAGGCACUGAGGUCUGCGGAGAGCUCUGUGACUGAGAUGAAUGCAGCAUAUGCAACUAUCGAUGAACUCAGACGCCUGGUGGCUGACAAAGAAGCUUUGAUCAGAUCUACCAAUUCUCAGUUGCAUGAUGCAAAGAUUAUGCUUGCAGACAAGCAAGCGUCUUUAGAGAAACUUGAAUGGGAGGUGAAGAUGUCAAAUAAAAAGGUCGAAGAUCUUCAAGGAGAUAUGUCGAAUAUGGGAUUCGAGAUAAGCUCAUUGAUGGUAUUUUUCGAAAAAAUUUCAGAGAAUGUUUCAGGUGACUCUUAUGAUGAUAUAAUACCAUCAUCAUAUGAAUUAGAGACACUUCAAUCAAUGAGUGAAAUUGACAAGAUUGAGGUCGACAAGCUAGACAAGGAAAGGGUUACAUAUGCUGAAGCUCUGGCGGCAGCGAGAGAGAACCCUGACGAGGAGCACUUGAAUAUAGCUGCGGAGGCGAGGUCAAGGCUGCAGGUCCUUGUACUUUAGUGUCCCCUUCUGAUUAUAGCGUUUGUAUGAUAAUGUUGAACUGCUGAUGUAAUUGUAUGUGUUGGCUUGAGUUGAGGUGCUCGUGGAAUCCUUCCGGUGAUUGAUUCAGCACUGUAAACUGACAGCUGUUUCAUGUUGUAACCAUAUUUAAGGCAUGUUUGAUUUCUUU